This is a messenger RNA of Chelmon rostratus (copperband butterflyfish), 4040 nucleotides long. RefSeq names its product repulsive guidance molecule BMP co-receptor a (gene rgma). The transcript is spliced from 4 exons. Gene Ontology annotation, cellular component: plasma membrane. The coding region runs from base 375 to 1727 and encodes 450 amino acids. Gene Ontology annotation, biological process: BMP signaling pathway. Gene Ontology annotation, molecular function: coreceptor activity. The record is from RefSeq and is a predicted model, not a curated record. Lineage: Eukaryota; Metazoa; Chordata; Actinopteri; Chaetodontiformes; Chaetodontidae.
GGGCAAUUACUGGACUUAAUCUAUCAUAAUGUCCCCUUUCCGAUCGGCUUGAUAGUCAAAUGAGUUAAGCAAUGGCUGAGGAGAUCUGAGUCCCCCCUUCACCACCACCCUGGGUGCGAGAAGCGGCUGUUUAAAUGAAUCCCAACUCCAAGAAAAAGCACUUAGAUUUCAGUGAGAAGCAGAUCGGUGGUCACCAUGCACGGAUCGGCGGGUUUUACACUCGGAGAGCCGCUGAGUGCCUUUGAUUUCGGAUUACUGUGACAACGCAGGACGAGCUCUUUGAGAGGGGGGAGAAUUUUUGAGGAGUCCGCUUCCUCUUGCUCCUGUUCGCUGUCCUCCGGGUUCCUGCAGGACUCCAGAGCCGCGGAGAGCUCAUGCAGUCGCCAAGGGAGAGGAGUGAAGUGCGACCCCGAGCUGGAUGGAUGGUUAUGGGGAAAAGAGGAAGACCCUCGGCGCUUGACGUGUGCAGAGUCCUCGCCGUGUUUCUCUCACUCUUCCCCGUCGUGAGUCUGCAGUGCAAGAUCCUCAAGUGUAACUCCGAAUUUUGGGCCUCCACCUCGAACUCUGGACCGGAGGAGGAGUUUUGCACGGCGCUGCGAGCAUACAACAGCUGUGUACGCCGGACCGCUCGUACCUGCAGGGGUGACCUGGCGUACCACUCUGCCCAGCAUGGCAUAGAGGAUCUAAUGAGCCAACACAACUGCUCCAAGGAGGGGCCGACCUCCCAGCCGCGUGCCCGAACUCCGCUUCCUCCCCCACCCCCGCCGCUCCUGCCUGACAGCCAGGAACGCUCCGAUGGCCCAGAGGUGUGCCAUUAUGAGCGCAGUCUUCCGCGCAACACAGCGCCGCCUAACUACACCCACUGUGGCUUCUUCGGAGAUCCCCACCUCCGGACCUUUGGUGACGACUUCCAGACGUGUAAGGUGGAAGGAGCCUGGCCGCUCAUCCACAACAAAUACCUGUCUGUCCAGGUGACCAACACUCCUGUAGUGCCGGGGUCUUUGGCCACCGCCACAAGCAAGCUGACUAUCAUCUUCAAGAACUUCCAGGAAUGUGUGGACCAGAAGAUGUACCACGCGGAGACGGAUGAGCUGCCAGCCGCAUUUGCAGACGGCUCCAAGAACGGAGGAGAGCGGCACGGAGCGAACACUCUGCGGGUGGUGGAGAAGGUUCCUGGGCAGCACGUGGAGAUUCAGGCCAGGUACAUUGGAACAACCAUCGUGGUCCGGCAGGUAGGCCGCUACCUGACCUUUGCCGUGCGGAUGCCGGAGGAAGUUGUGAACUCGGUGGAGGAAGGUGACAACCAGGACUUGUACCUGUGUCUUCACGGCUGUCCUGCUAACCAGCGCAUCGACUUCAGGAACUUCAGGGCUCGAGCAGCUGAGGCCCACAGCGCUGGAAGGACCAGGAGUGGCACCGGGGCCCAAGGCUUCACCUACCAGUCUGCCAAGGCCAAGUGCAAAGAGCGGCUCCCAGUGGAGGACCUGUACUUUCAGUCCUGUGUGUUUGACCUUCUCUCCUCUGGAGACAUAAACUUCACCAUGGCAGCCUACUACGCCUUUGAGGAUGUAAAAAUGCUCCACUCAAACAGCAAGCGAUACCACAUCUUUGAAAAGGAUGCUUUUAUGAGCAAUGCAGCGCAGAGGGGCAAAGAUUUACUUUCACUAGUCCUCCUCAACCUCCUCGCUGUCUUAUUGUGGAUUGGUUGUUGCACAGUUCAUCUAUAGUCCCUUUACAACAGUAUCCUCAUGGUAUAUGUGUCAGUGAGUGUUAGAGUACCAUCGCUGUGUCGUACAUUGGCUGCUGUCUUCUGCUCUGGCUCUGCGGCGUGAGUCUCAUUGUAGUCGCAUUGUCAUGUCUUGACUUCGGUCUAAUGGCAAGGCGAGUUUCACCGUGCUCCCGCCUCUCAUCACAUGUAUUUAGCUGGUUCAUAGGACUGGUCUUUGAAGAGAGCAGCGGUGAGAGAAGCAGGCCACUCCAGAGCUCAGGAUAUCCACCUGGGAUUAAAUCCCACAUUCUCACCGGGGCUGCAUGCCUCUGGGAAGCCGGACAAGAUGAUCUUUUGCAGAAAGAGGAGUUUGCUGAUCCUCCCUCCCCUGAUCCCGUCAUUGGUGCCAAGCCAGUGAAGCUCUCUGUGGCUCAUGUGGCGAAGCGAGAGGACCUGACAGGGGCUUUUGUUAACCUAAGGCCAGAAGCAGCUCUAUGUUUGAUUAGUUUCCAGCUUUGGAAAAGCUUGAGCCUUUCUGGAGGAAGCACUCAGCCAAAAGGAUGUCAGAGCAGCGUCUCCAGUUGUCUGCUGUGGAGAUUAAUGGGUCAUAUUGUUAGGUUGUGUGUGUGUGUGUGUGUGCGAGUGCGUUAGUACAAUAUGUGUGCAGAAUUCAGCGUCUGUGGUUAAUUUUGUGUGUUUGCGGCUGCAGGAGUUCCCAGAAAUGAGAUAACAAACCUCCAGUGGGAGAAAUCUUUCCCAUGUCUUUAUGCUGCACCCAAAAUUUCAGAAACAGAAAAGCCGAGGCGUUCCACAGUCUCUUAAAACGGACUCCAUCAGCCAAGUAGCAAAUCCCAGAAGGGAACCGAUAAAAAUAAUCUCUUUUCAUCUGUGUGUCAUUUUCAGUGUCACCCAGGCUUUCACUCCGUUGUUUGAUCAGACAGUGUUUGUAUUUUAAGUCUGUAAUGUGAAUGUAGCUAACAAGCAAAAGAACAACCUUAGUUAAGGGCACUCGAGUGUUUACAGAAUUUAGAUCAACCAAUCAAACUACGACACCUCUUUGAUAGCAUCUUGUGAAUUUAACUCUACAUUUCAAGUCUGAGCCAUCGCCAGCAGCGGUGCUAGACGCUGUUAAUACGAGCUCUAAAGACGUCACCUCGAGUCAGUUUAGCAUUUCGUAGAGUAACCAGUGUGCUGACAUGACUGUGGCUUAGUACGUAAAUGAUAAGCAUAUGUCUGUAGACGUGAUUUCAUGGCUUAAGUCAUUGCCAAAGAACAAGCCCUUGUGCCAACACUUCCCCAACAACUGAAUUUUCAUCUUUCAGUCUUAAACCGUUCACAUUAGGGGGAUUCUCGAUUGUAUAUAACUCGUGUUUGUGGGUGAAUUUGUGGUUUGCAGAAAACUUACAGUGACGCACUAUAAAAGCAGCUUUUUUUCCCCUGUUUUUGCAGCCUCACCUUUGCUUUUCUUGUGUUUCAUGAUAGCACUCCUCGCCGCGAGAGGUUUCCAUUUGAACUUUGGCUCCCAGCUGCAGUAUCUGGUAAUGUGUAAGUCAUCCCUGUAGAUACUGUUACUACUCGGGCACAGUUUUACAGUCAUUUAUCCUUUACACUGAAGUAUUCGGCAGGCCUUACUACUGCUAUUUGGAACAUGUAUUGGUGCAACAACAACAAAAAAAAAAGACAACCAUACAAACAAAUGAUUGUAAUGUUGAAUCUUGUGUUAAUAGAUGUAAUUUGUAUUGUGAGUUUUUGCAGUAUAUGGUUCUACACGUUUAAUGUGAGAUUGUACAUAUGUUUUGUGAGUUGUUGAGUUUAAAUUUGUAUAUUACCAGUUGUGUUUUGAAUUUAUCACUCCAGUUUUUGUACAUCAGAUGUUUCGGUGAAUGUGAACAUUUUUUUUUUUUUUUUAAUCUGAAAAGGGAUUUUUGCAAAAACAUGAACACCGCAGAACGAAAUCUUCUUUACCAAGUACAGUAUACUCACCUGGUGUUUUUGGAGGAAGUGAUAACUUGCUGGAUCACUUUUUGGUCACAGAUAAAUCGUCCUAAAUGCAGCCCACCUCAUCCAGAAAGGGAAUGUAGGAGCAUGUUCUGAGGCAUUCAUGUUUUUGAGUUUAAAGCACUUUAUGUUUUCUUUUUCAUUUAGCUCUUACUUGGUUUGAAAUUCUGUCAGACUUGUACUGGUUCAAUAAUAGCAAAAAAAAGAAAAAAGAAAGAAAGAAAAAAGCUGAAUGGGAAAUGCCAGAAAGAUCAAACUGUGUUUGUAUGUAAAGCAAAUGUUGUGCCACACGCCAGCUGUUUAUAAUGUAAAUUAUUUAUUGAAUAAAAGAAAA